This is a messenger RNA of Brachypodium distachyon (stiff brome), 1526 nucleotides long. RefSeq names its product putative AP2/ERF and B3 domain-containing protein Os01g0140700. The coding region runs from base 35 to 1234 and encodes 399 amino acids. NCBI's taxonomy places the organism in Eukaryota, Viridiplantae, Streptophyta, Magnoliopsida, Poales, Poaceae. Gene Ontology annotation, biological process: regulation of DNA-templated transcription. Gene Ontology annotation, molecular function: DNA-binding transcription factor activity; DNA binding. The transcript has 2 exons. The record is from RefSeq and is a predicted model, not a curated record.
AAAUCCAUAUAGUACAAGCUAGCUAGCAAGUGAAAUGGAAACUCAAAUUAAAUUAAACUCAAUAUAUACACAAGAAAUCACCGACCGGCUAGCUACAAUAAUGUCGAGAGAGAUCCCCACGAUGGCGUUCGGCAACGAGAGUAGUAGUACAGCAACACCCCAAAUAAUGGAUGACGACAUGCCGGAGCCGGACUACUCCUCCACAGAGUCAGCCAUGGAAAUGGAGUGCGAGGCGCCGGCGCCGGGCUCGUCGUCGUCUUCUCCGGCGCCGGCCUCGGGCGCGCCGCGGCCGGCGGCAGCGGCAACAUCCUCCUCGUCUUCUUCGUCGCGGUUCAAGGGCGUGGUGCCGCAGCCCAACGGGCGCUGGGGCGCGCAGAUCUACGAGAAGCACGCGCGCGUGUGGCUCGGCACCUUCCCCGACGAGCCCUCCGCGGCGCGCGCCUACGACGUGGCCGCGCUCCGCUUCCGCGGCCGCGACGCCGUCACCAAUUACCACCACCAAAUUAGCUCGAGCUCUUCUUCGCCUUCGUCAUCGUCUUCUUCGUCUCCGGCCGCCACGGCUAGCGAGCUCGCGUUCCUGGCGGAGCACUCCAAGGCGGAGAUCGUGGACAUGCUCCGGAAGCACACGUACGCGGACGAGCUCCGCCAGGGCCUGCUCCGCGGCCAUGGCGCCGGCGCGCGCGUGCGCACCCCGGCGUGGGCGCGCGAGGUGCUCUUCGAGAAGGCCGUGACGCCCAGCGACGUCGGCAAGCUCAACCGGCUCGUGGUGCCCAAGCAGCACGCCGAGAGGCACUUCCCGGAGCCGGAGAAGACGACCGGCAGCAAGGGCGUGCUGCUCAACUUCGAGGACGGGGAAGGGAAAGUGUGGAGGUUCAGGUACUCUUACUGGAACAGCAGCCAGAGCUACGUGCUCACCAAAGGCUGGAGCCGGUUCGUCAGGGAGAAAGGGCUCGCCGCUGGCGACACCAUCGUCUUCUCCUGCGCCUCGGCGGCGUAUGGGAAUGGGGAUCAGAGGCAGCUCUUCAUCGACUACAGGAAGAUGGCGACGACGAGCAACAAGGAUGAUGCCAUGGAGAGCCAUUCUGUGGUCAAGCUUUUCGGCGUUGACAUUGCCGGAGGACAAGGAGGAGGAGAUCGAUCAGCUGAAAGGUACACGAUGGAUUGCUGGCUAAUCGAUCGAUUCAUCUGCACUUCAAAAUUGGGGGGAUCAAUUAGGAGAGACGCAGCUGGCUAAUCGAUCGAUUCAUCUGCACUUCAAAAAUACUACCACAUUCAGAUGCAUGAUCACACACAUAUAGACGCUGGAGCCUGAGAUGGAUCGGAGCAAGAGAUUGAUCGAAGACUAGUGCGAGUCAAGAAGUACUGAAGAUUCGAUUGAUCAUUCGAUAGGGUUGUAAGAGAGAAACAGUUUCUUGUACUUAUGUUUUCUGUUUAUCCUAAAUUAAAUUUUGCAAUUCUCUCUUACUUUUAUUAAUUGUUUUCGAAAUCUUUGUUAUUCUUGAAACAGUGCAUGCUCAUGCCUACAA